This is a messenger RNA of Phodopus roborovskii (desert hamster), 1526 nucleotides long. RefSeq names its product MGAT4 family member C (gene Mgat4c). The transcript is spliced from 4 exons. Lineage: Eukaryota; Metazoa; Chordata; Mammalia; Rodentia; Cricetidae. Gene Ontology annotation, molecular function: acetylglucosaminyltransferase activity. Bases 60 to 1496 code for a protein of 478 amino acids. Gene Ontology annotation, biological process: protein N-linked glycosylation. The record is from RefSeq and is a predicted model, not a curated record.
CAGGGUGACAGUACUUUUUAUAUAGGACAGAUUAUGACAACUUCUUUCUUAAGGAGAAGAUGUUUAAAUUUUAUAAAAUGAAAUAUAUUUUUCAAAUACUGGAUAAAAUGAGAUGCUUGCGAAAACGUUCUACAGUGUCUUUCUUGGGAGUUCUUGUCGUUUUCCUUCUAUUCUUGAACUUGUACAUUGAAGAUAGCUAUGUUCUGGAAGGUGACAAGCAACUCAUAAGGGAAACAUCCACACAUCAACUUAAUUCUGAACGCUAUGUUCAUACCUUCAAGGAUUUAUCUAACUUCUCAGGAACCAUAAAUGUCACCUAUCGAUAUUUAGCUGCCACACCUUUACAGAGAAAACGGUAUCUCACAAUUGGACUUUCAUCAGUGAAACGGAAAAAGGGAAGCUAUUUACUUGAGACAAUAAAGUCAAUCUUUGAACAGUCCAGCUAUGAAGAACUAAAGGAAAUUUCUGUAGUGGUACAUCUAGCAGACUUUAAUUCAUCUUGGCGUGAUGUCAUGGUCCAAGAUAUCACGCAGAAAUUUGCCCAUCACAUUAUUGCAGGAAGAUUAAUGGUUAUACAUGCUCCUGAAGAAUAUUAUCCAGUUCUGGAUGGACUUAAAAGAAAUUACAAUGACCCAGAAGAUAGAGUCAGAUUUCGCUCCAAGCAAAAUGUAGACUAUGCUUUUCUCCUUAAUUUUUGUGCCAAUACUUCAGACUAUUAUGUAAUGCUUGAAGAUGAUGUUCGGUGUUCCAAAAAUUUCUUAACUGCCAUCAAGAAAGUCAUUGCAUCCUUAGAAGGAACAUACUGGGUAACUCUUGAAUUCUCAAAGCUUGGCUACAUUGGAAAACUGUAUCAUUCACAUGAUCUUCCACGUCUGGCCCAUUUUUUAUUAAUGUUUUAUCAAGAAAUGCCUUGUGAUUGGCUAUUGACUCAUUUCCGAGGUCUGCUGGCUCAGAAAAAUGUGAUCAGAUUUAAACCUUCUCUCUUUCAGCACAUGGGCUAUUAUUCAUCCUAUAAAGGAACUGAAAAUAAAUUGAAGGAUGAUGACUUUGAAGAGGAGUCAUUUGACAUCCCGGAUAACCCCCCAGCAAGUCUCUACACUAACAUGAACGUCUUUGAAAACUAUGAAGCAAGCAAAGCUUAUAGUAGUGUUGAUGAGUACUUCUGGGGAAAGCCACCUUCAAUAGGAGAUACAUUUGUUAUUGUAUUUGAAAAGCCAAUUGUAAUUAAAAAAAUUAAAGUGAAUACGGGAACAGAAGAUCGACAGAAUGACAUUUUACAUCAUGGAGCUUUAGAUGUUGGGAAAAAACUUACGUUAAGCAAACAAAUAAGACAGUGUGCUACCUACUUAAGACUGGGGGAAUUCAAAAAUGGAAACUUUGAAAUGUCAGAGGUGAAUCAAAAAAUUCCAUUUGACAUACAUUGCAUAAGGAUAUGUGUUACCAAAACACAAAAAGAAUGGCUGAUAAUUCGGAGUAUUAGCAUUUGGACUUCCUAGCCAAUUAAAUCGGUAUACUGAAUCUCCGAA